CUCGAAUAAACCCCCAUCCAAAAAUAUCAAAAACAGAUAGCCCCCCAGGGGGCUAAUUCGAGGAUUUACGGUAGUACCAUCAUGCAAUAUGUGAUCUGAUGAAGUCUUCUGUUAACCAGCUUGUUGUAUAGUAGAAGAUGUCGUAUAAACAGAACAGUGUACCCUGUUUCACAAAGAACCUUUGAAUAGAAGUAGAAGCUUGGAGUAAAGUAAAGCUUGGAGUAACGACUGCCACCGUACUUUACACACCAAAGCAUAUGACGAGAUUUAGGCAUUUAAAGAGCUUGACUUCAACAACAAGAGUAUAGUCUGCUAGGUCCUUAACCAACUUGCUUUCUUAAUCUGUUUUCUUAUCACAGAAUACUUUUUCUUGAAAGAAUGCCUUAUCAAAAGAAUCAUAUUGUUUCAAGUAAUUUCAAGUUUAUGCGCCUCUUUUAGAGAUUAUGUUUUCAUAGAAUGAUUAAUUGAGGAAAUAAUAAUUGCAUAAAUGCAGCAUUGCGAAUAUUGAUAUCAAAUAUUUGUUAUUGAUUUUCUGGAAGAGCUUUGCAGAAAUAGCAUUUUCAUGAAUCCUUAAACUUUGAUCAUCAAAUUAAAAAUUUUCUUUCGAAUCUUGUUCCGGAAAUAUCUUUAGCUAGUUUAAUACCAAAUUACUUUUUCGAUAUUUAUUAUCUAUCAUUCAUCAUUUCCUUUGUUUAGACAUCAAAACUUGUAAGAAUUGGAUACAUCAUCAAACAACACGAGAUGAGUCUUAAAACUAUUUUUUAGCAGGACUGAAUACACAAAUUACUGGACUGAAAAGCUUUCCAAGCAUUUUCUACUGAGACGGUUUCAAAACCAUAAAUGCAAUAAUUAAAUGCAUAAAUGCAAGAGAAUUCAAGAUUUUAGAAUGGCAUCCGUAAUUGCAAACACUACAGCCUGAUUCAAGCUGCGUUUUGUUGAAGCUAAUGCAUUUUUGGCUUUUAGCUUAGUAUUUCUUUUGUUUAAUGGUAUUGGCGCUAGGUUUGGCAACAAAAUCACCCGAGCUUGCAUCAAAAUUUAGGCAUCGAUCCUACCAACGAUGUAGCACACAGUGUUUAAUGGUAUUGGCGCUAGGAAGGCAACAAAAUCACCCGAGCUUGCAUCAAAAUUUAGGCAUCGAUCUUACCAACGAUGUGGCUAGACGAACCUGCCAGGCAUCUUACGUAAAUUAAUUCUGUCAAGAAGCAAUUCAUGAAAUUCAGUUUCAAAAGCCUCACUUCUUCACUUUCCCUAUUAACCUCAUGAGAAAUAACGAUUCGAACAGAGAGUCGCAAAUUCUGAUAUUGAAAAGAGAUUUUAUCUUAUUUUGAGAUUAGUCCAAUGAACUUGAUAUAGGAUACUUUGCUGAGGUAAAGUGGAUUAAAUUUUAGAAACUAAUGAUUCACCUCGCCAUUGGGGGAUUUUCGCAAAUAAAGACAGCUGCUUUGCACGAAUGGUGGCAGGUCUAAUCAUAUAAUCACUGCCAUUGCUAAGAGCUACUAUCGAUGUUGCCGCAUUUGAGCUCGAUUCAAAUUCUCAAUUCACGUUUGAAGGAGUAACCGUGGUAGAAAUAUCCUAAAUGGUUUGAAGAUAUGCUUGCACAGGAUGGAGAGUGAAUUUCUGUGAUUUGGCAUCGGUAAAUGGCAAUGAUCUCAUUUCUACAGAUACCACAGCCCCUAGAAAUAAACCAACACAAGAGAUAAGGAAGCAUUUACAUACUCUACAUCGCUGUUAAUAUUUUGCCAAGGUUUAUUUUCUUUGAAGAAACCAGAAGUUUUUCUCAGAGAAACUGCACUACUGUAUGUUGGAUCAAUCCUUCAAGGAAAGCCACAUAAAUUCGUGUUGUUUGUUAUUGUACAAGGGUUUUGAAAGAGCUUCAUAUGAACAAUUCAGGCGGCAUUCUGGUGUAUAGAGGAAUCGGCGGCCAGCAAGGUAAUUACAAACUGAAACUUAACUGUCUAAUCUGAAGCAAAUUCAAUAUAUUUUCAUUCUUAUCCGAGGCUUGUUCAAAUAUUGGAAAACAAGAAUCGAUUGUUUUUACCAAUUCACGUCUAUCGUGAUCGCAACGUUUCGCCAAUACACCCUUAUCAAAGGAAAAUAAAGAUUUCGCUCACUGUCCAUAUGUUGUUUGGAUGAAAGCAGUAUCUUUACUGAGAACUGCGGAAACAUUUUUAGAAAUAAUGACACACUGAGUUGUGUUGUAUCCAGACGACUCCGUGCAAAAUGCCACUAAACCGAGAAGAUUUGAGGAAAACAAGGGAGAACUCCCUAAACUCGAGUGCUGUGCUGUAUUCUAGACCACGCGAGGUUCGUAUUGACUAUGCUCCAGUUAAGAAAGAGCGAGAUACAAGGAGAGAUUCGAGGACUUCGCAUGUAUCACACGCCAGUUCUAUGCUUCAAGGCUACGGUUGUCGCUGUCCUCCCGCAUUAAAACAUUUUAUCAAAUAUAUGUGGAUACUUGUGUUGCUAGUCUAUAUAUUCGUGAUGCCCUAUCUCAUAUCGAUGUUGCACAAGAAAGUGACAUACUGUGAUGAAAAAUUGAAGAGUCUCGAAAAGAAGUGGUCGAAACAUUCCCAUUCGAAAGCCGUAACUACUAGACAGGCGAAACAGGAGAAAAUUCGCGAAACCAAGGAACCGAUAACCAUGGAUCAUCACAAAUACGCGAAAGCAUCGGAAGAAAGAAAGGAAUUACGGCAUCGCCUUGAUUCUCUUUAUAAAAGGGUGAAUAGUCUUUCUGAUUUUGAGAAGAAGAUCUGCAAUGCUACAGUCAACAGUCAGCUGUUCAAAAAUAUUUCUUACAACUUGAGUUGCCCUGUUGGACCAACUGGACCACCAGGAGCUCCAGGCAGGCCUGGUUCGUCAGGAAAAGACGGGAUUCCUGGUCUUCAAGGACGACCAGGAGAAAAAGGAAUAAGGGGAAACAGGGGACCAAGAGGUCAACGAGGACAGCCAGGAAUAAAUGGAACUUGUGACUGUAAGACAGAAAGAGCUCUCAGCCAAAGAAGUGCUGUUUAUACUCGUUGGGGAAGACAAGAUUGCAAUGGUUCAAAUCUUGUUUAUAAAGGCUACAUUGGCGGACCACAUCAUAACGAUGAAGGUGGAGGUUCUAAUUACCUGUGUGUACAUGAAGCACUAGAUCCAUAUUCACGAAAAACUACUUCGCAAGAAGACAGAGCAUUCCUUUAUCAUGUCGAAUAUGAAACACAUGCAGGUAUUUUUAAGAUGAAUUACAAUAAAACGGGUAGGAAUUAUUUCGAUGCCGUUUGCUCCGUUUGCAAUAUCAAGGGCCGCGACACCGUGCUCAUGAUCCCAGGUCGACACUCGUGCCCAGCUGGUUGGACCAAGGACUAUGCAGGCUUUCUUAUGGCUCCAAAAAAGGGGCUUUUCAGAGCAGAAUAUAUUUGCGUUGACGAGCGUCCAACAAUCAUGCCUGACCGAUUGUCUAGAAAUGGCGGAAUGUUAAAUUUUGUGGAUACGAGCUGCUCAGCACUGCCUUGUUCACACUCGCGGUCUUCAAAGAGUUUCAGGAAGGAUUUUGAGGUUACCUGUGUAGUUUGCAGUAUUUAGGGAAUUUAUUUAUUGUUUUGAAUUAAGAUAAAUCUAGAUGCGAACUAACAUAAAAGUUAUCAGCUUGCUGCUAUAAAUGUGGUUACAGACCAAAAGAAAACAUGGGUAUUGAAGGCACGAUGGAACCUGUCACGGUUCUUAUGUAUUUGGAAAAAGUGGUGAACCCUUUCUGGUGGCUGUUUUCCCAGAGAAGGCAAUCUACCUUCAUUCUCAAGAAACUAUCGACUGGCAGCCGAGAAAUGACCAAAAACAAUGUAACAAUAGAGUACCAUUGGGCAUUUUACAUCGUUGUAUAAAUACAUUUAAUUUAACAGAACCUUACUAUUUGUAUCAUAGAGAAUUGAAUGGCUAGA
Molecule: messenger RNA, 3917 nt
Organism: Rhopilema esculentum
Lineage: Eukaryota; Metazoa; Cnidaria; Scyphozoa; Rhizostomeae; Rhizostomatidae
Source: RefSeq, a predicted model, not a curated record